Molecule: messenger RNA, 8495 nt
Organism: Anopheles coustani
Lineage: Eukaryota; Metazoa; Arthropoda; Insecta; Diptera; Culicidae
Gene: kto
Product: mediator of RNA polymerase II transcription subunit 12
Exons: 11
Coding region: 1-8358 (2785 amino acids)
Biological process (GO): regulation of transcription by RNA polymerase II
Cellular component (GO): mediator complex
Molecular function (GO): transcription coactivator activity
Source: RefSeq, a predicted model, not a curated record
AUGAACAUGCGACCGUUGAAGCGGCCCCGUUUGGGGCCACCGGAUGUGUAUCCGCAGGAAGCCAAGCAACGGGAGGACGAACUUACUUCCACACACGUCAAACAUGGCUUCGCUACGGAGCACAAGCUAUCGGAAGAAUUCGGUACGGCUCGCAACUGCAACGUAUCAGCGAGUAAAGUCGGUGCCUAUUUCAACGCCAUCCUGGCGAAGAAGGAAGAACUGAUGACGCUGCCCGAUUCCGGCCGCAAAAAGCAACAGAUCAACCCGAAGGAUAACUUUUGGCCCGUGACCGCCCGGAACAAGACGACACUGGACACCUGGUUCAAGGAUCUGGCCGGUACGAAACCGCUGAGCAGCUUGGCGAAGAAGGCUCCAUCAUUCAACAAGAAGGAGGAGAUCUUUGCAAUGCUGUGCGAGAACCAGGUCACGAUGCAGCGGGCUGCUUGGUUUAUUAAGCUCAGCUCGGCCUACACCGUGGCGGUGUCCGAGGCGAAGAUAAAAAAGCGUCAAAUGCCCGAUCCGGCGACCGAGUGGACGGGUACGAUGAUCAAAUUUAUGAAAGACCUCGUACCGAAGCUGCACGAACACUACCAUCAAGGGCCGCUGCAGGAGAAACCGUCGUCCGGUGGAUCGGGUGCCAGUGGAGGCAUGACCGGUGCGAGCAAUACGCUCGGCAUGAGUUCGAGUGCCGGAGGUGCAAACCCAUCCACCAUUCCACCGCCCUUAUCCAGCCCGGCCGGAAGUAUGCACAGUCCAGCGGGUGGUAACACAGGUGUGGGUUCCAUGCAUCCACAGCAGCAACAGCAACCGCCUCCGUUAUCGCCCCAGGAAGAGCAAAGAAUAGCACAAAAGCAGUGGAACUAUUCCACACAGCUUUGCAAGUACAUGUAUGAGGAAGGUCUGUUGGACAAACAGGAGUUUCUCAAUUGGAUCAUUGAUUUGCUCGAGAAAAUGAAGUCCUCCCCCAACGCGGACGACGGUCUGCUACGGAUAUACCUUCCGUUGUCUAUGCAGUAUCUGCACGAUUUUGUCCAAUCGGAGCGAUUCUGCCGUCGGUUAGCGUACGCCGUUGCAAAGAAGUUGGCCCAACUGAUCAAUCAGAUGGCGGAAAGCCAUAACAUUAACCUUGCUGCACCAGACGCUGAACCGGGCGGGAAAACAUCGAUGGAUAUGCAGGAAGGAAAGGAUAAAACGCUCGAGAAACCUUCCAAGGAUGGUGCCGUGGGUGUAACUCCUGCCCUAGGGGAUACGAAACCGACGAAGGCGAAUCCAUUUGAAAUGAUUUUCACCGAAUACCUUCACUGUUCACAUCACAGGGACGUGAUGUUGCAGCUAUCCACAAUUCUGCAGGUGAUUACACUCGAAUGCCCGACUGCGCUGGUCUGGUGUGGGGUUGGCGAAACACGUUCCUCUUCCGUCCUUUCCGGAAGCCCGUUGGAUCACCUACCGGUUGCGCCGUCUGCGCUGCCAAUGCCCGAGCGGUACGAAAAAUCGAACGAAGACAUCCGGCGACAGUUGUUCGAGGCGGAGGAAAGCAUCAAAGUUCGAUCACGCCACGCCGAAUCGCGCUGGUGCAUCGACAAGUGGCAGACGGCGGCGGGCAACGCCAGUCUCAAAAUAUUGGCCACCCUGGACGCACUCGACGGACACUGCUUCGAUCGCAUGGACUCGAACAACUCGCUCGAUUCACUGUACUCGAAGAUUUUCCCUCCGUUCCAAGUGCAACCGAUCAAACCGUCGGAAAGUGUUUCCAAUGGUGGCAUGGGGAAGGGGAUGCAGAGCAGUGGCCAACAGCCGGGAGCAACCGAUGGAAAGGAUGCUGCUACGAAACAGUUUGAAUAUAACGUUGAACAAGACGCCUCCAUUGUAAAGAUCUUGUGCGAAUGGGCCGUUUCCUGGCAACGCUGGGGAGAACAUCGUGCAAUGGUGGUUGCCUGGUUACUGGACAAACGGCAGAACGAAGUGCUUACUGCGCUCGAAAACGACAGCUACAGCAACAACCUGAACAACUCGGAUGAUAAAGAUUCCGUGCUGUCCGGCAGUGGGCUUAACGGCGGUCAGCCCGUGUUUCAGCACAUCCUGAUGAACUUCCUCGACAACGACGCACCUGUGUUGGAGGAAAGUGGAGGGACUCAGAACAAAUCGCAGUUCACGAAUCUCGUCCAUCUGUUCAGCGAACUGAUCCGGCACGAUGUGUUUUCCCACGAUGCGUAUAUGUGUUGCUUGAUAUCCCGGGGGGAUUUGCUAACGGGCGCUGGCGGUAUGCUUUCGCUCGAUAGUCAGGGUAUUUGCAAUGCAGGGUUGGGAACGGGUCCGAUUUCAAACAAACCUACCACAACCUCGUCGCCACACAACGCGACCGGGAUGGACGAAGACGUGCUGCAGACGGACUUUAAGGCGAAGCUGGAGGAUCUGGACGACUCGAACGUGGACGAUGAUCUCGAUAAGCUGCUGCAGCACAUCAAAGAGGAUCAGCAGAACUCCAUGGACGCACCUGAUAGUCCAAAAGAUCCGGAACAGGCGACACCGUCGGUGGCUGGCCUGGGUAAGGCGGAAUCAUCCAGUCGUCAUUUUCUAUACACCGAGCACUUCCCACUGUGCCAGGAUGAUCCGAUCUCGCAGCACGACUGCAACCAGCGGUACAUUCUCCUGUACGGUGUCGGUAAAGAGCGCGACGAGAAGAAGCACGCGGUCAAGAAGAUGUCAAAGGAGAUCUGCAAGCUGUUUUCGAAAAAGUUCAGCAUCGACGUCGCCGAGGGUGGCAAAGUGAAGAAGCAUUCCCGCAGCGAGUUCAACUUCGAGGCCACCUCGAACAAGUGCCAGGCGAUGUCUUACUUUGAUCAGCACGUCGUCACGUGGCAGUGCGCGGUGCAGGUGCAGGAAAUGCUGAACGCGUUUGCCAUCGGUAACAGCAACUAUCUGCCGGUGCAGGAGCACGUGGCGUUCCUGUUCGAUCUGAUGGAGUCGGCGUUUAACAUCUACGGGUUGAUUGACACGUGCAUUCAGAUUCUGCGCGAACUGCCCGAGGUGGAACAGCAGCUGAAUGGAAAGAGUUCGGCGGCGCUGGUCCGAAGCUAUACGACCUCGCUCAGUCUGUACGUGGUGGGUGUGCUGCGGCGUUACCACUGCUGUCUGCUGCUUUCGCAGGAACAAACGACGGCCAUCUUCGAAGGGCUUUGUCGGAUCGUGAAGCAUGUGAGCAACCCGAGCGAUUGCAGCUCCGCCGAACGGUGCAUCCUCGCGUACCUGUACGAUCUCUACUCCGCCUGUUCGUCGCUCAAGUCGCGACCGCAACAGGAACCGUUCCACAAUGCCUACCCGAAGAUCAAACAAGCUCUCUACACCCCGCUCCAGCCGAGUCCGUCGGCGCAUACGUACAACCCGCAGUUCAUGAUCGACAUCAUAACGAACCCGCGGCGAGGCGGUAAGAUCGAGAACACUUGGGCCCGCCAGCUCAACGAGUCCGCCUCGAACCGGUACAGCUUCGUGUGCAACGCGGUCGUUGCUGUCACGCGCGACAUUGAUAAUGACUGCCUGAACGAUAUCGCGGCGAUGUGCGCGGAACUGACGGCAUGCUGCAAUUCGCUCAGCACCGAGUGGCUCGGAGUACUGAUCGCCCUGUGCGGCUCCAAUCGGGACGCCGGCUACUACGUGGACGUGCUGAGCCAGGUGGACGUGCAGAAUACCAACAUCCACAACGCACUCUCCGUGUUCACCAGCAUCUUGGUGGCACGGCAUUGCUUUUCUCUGGAAAAUUUCGUCGCUCACGUGGCCCUCCCCUCGUUGGUGCAAGCCUGCAAGGGCCGAGGGGAAACGACUCCGGAAAUUGAAGCUGGCGCACGGCUCUCCUGCCAUCUGCUGCUGCGCCUAUUCAAAACCAUCGAAUGCCCCCAGCCCGGGCUGUACUCGGUCAGCACGUCGCCGAACCCGAUCACGGUUGGAAAUGCGCACAACAUCAAGCUGAGCUGCGAUCGGCACUUGCUUGCGGCGGCACACAAGAACAUUGGCGUGGCACCCGUGCUGGCCGUGCUGAAGGGUAUCCUCGUGGUGGGCGAUGCGACGGCGCACAAGGUUUCGUCCAUCUUCGGCACGGGCAAGCGGAGCGGCCUGAACACACCCGUACACCCCGGCAGCACACCGAAGAGUAUGGCCGGAUCGGGUGACCUGAGCCAUAUCCUGGGCACCAGCGACCUGUCCGUGUUGGGCAACGCGGACGAAUCGAUGCUGGAUGUUUCGAUGAUCGAAAUGGGGGAACUCUCCCCAAGCGCCUCCGCUCGAUUAUACUCUAGCAGGUGUGCGAAUGAUUUGCCGUUUGAGCAGCAGAAUUCCCAUCUCAACCAGGAAAAUGCAACUAGCUUAUCAGACUUUGCACAACAUGUCCUGCGACAGAUUUGCUCCCAGGAAUGGGUUCUCGAACGUUGUUUGCAAAACGCGGAAGAACUGUGCCAACAGGGCAUGCUGAUCGAUAAUCUGCUGACGGCCAAGCAAGCCCAACGGUUGCUGCACAUGAUCUGCUAUCCCGAGCACGAGUCCAACCUGAUCGCCGAGCUGGAUCAGAAAGCGAUCAUCGUCCGCAUACUGGAGAACCUCGAGCAAUGGUCGCUGCGUAUCUCCUGGCUCGAUCUUCAGUUGAUGUUCAAGCAAACGAACUGCAGCUCGCCGGAACUGUCGAACUGGCUCGACAUGGUGGCGCGGGCAGCGAUCGACGUGUUCCGCGUGAACGAGUUCUGUCUGAGCAGCGCGACGGACGUGAAGCAGGAGAAGGUAAAACCCUCCACGUGGUUGGUGGCCCCGCUGGUUUCCAAGCUACCGAGCGCCGUCCAGGGCCGCAUACUGAAGGUGUCCGGGCAGGUGCUGGAGAGCACGAGCAUGUUUAGCAAGAACAAGGACGGAAACGGAGGCAAUAGUAGCAGCAAUAACAACAGCCACAGCCACGGUGCGAACAGCAACAGCUCGGUCAGUUCGAAUGGAAGCACCUUCGGGAGCAAACAGUCGGCUCAGUUGAACCAUCAACCGUUCCUGGGGUUGGUGUUGACCUGCUUGAAGGGUCAGGAUGAGCAGAAGGAGGGAUUGCUCCAAUCGCUCUACUCCCAGCUGUCUCAAUUUUUGCAGAAUCGAGAUCAAAGUCUCGAAAUGGUCGGCGGUAUCGAGGAUCCGUGCGGGUUCGAAAAGAUGUUAGACGCCCUCCAGCUGCGCUACUCGCUGGUCGGUGGUCUGUUCGACGCUAUUAUGAAGAAUGCCACCUCUACGACUGACUGGGCCAUCCUCUUCGCUCAACUCAUCAGCCAAGGCGUAAUCGAUCUGAGCAACAACUCGGAAUUGUUUACCACCACACUGGACAUGCUGGCCACACUGAUCCACUCGACGCUGGUCAGCGACAGCCAGACGGAGCGCGAUGAGAACAAAAAGUUGUACACCAAUCUUAUGAAGAAGCUGCGCAAGGAGCUGGGUGACAGGAACGGUCCAUCGAUUAAGUACGUCCGCCAGCUGCUUCCCCUGGCCAAGCAGACGUGUGAGGUGAUCACCUGCGACUCGGCUGGUUCGUCGACGGAUGCGAAGGGCAACAAGAUAAGCAUCGAUAGUAUCGAAAAGAAAAAUGGUCUUCGGUUGGGCGACAAACAGCGUGUAAGUGUUUGGGAUUUAUUGGAAGGGCACAAGAAUCCCGCCCCCCUCUCCUGGGCCUGGUUUGGAGCGGUGAAAAUUGAGCGCAAACCGCUAGCGUACGAGGAAACACAUCGUUUGCUGAAGUACCACACACAUAGCCUUUUCAAGCCAAGCAGCUACUACUACGAACCAUUGCCACUACCUCCGGAAGAGGUUGAUCCACUGCCGGACAAAAUAAAGGACGAAAUGAAGGCAGAUACGCCCUCGUCCGAUCAAUCACCGGCACCCAGUACCGGCUCGAAGAAGAAGCCGGGCCGGGGAAAACGCAAACCGAAAGCAACCGCUGCCAGUCAGGCGCAGCAGAACCAACCUCAGCAACCGGUCCUGCCGGCCAACAUGGUUGGCCAAGGCGCUGGAGGUGGUCCUCAGCAAAUGCAGCAGAUGGCUUCGCAGCAACAACCACAGCAGCAACAGCAACAACCGCAGACGCUCCAGCAGCAACAGCAACAGCAACAGCAUUUGCAACAACAACAGCUGCACCUACAGCAACAGCAACAGCAGCAACAACAGCAGCAACAGCAUCUACAGCAACAGCAAUUGCAACAACAGCUGCAACAACAGCAACAGAAUCUUCUCAUGCAACAACAGCAGCAACAGCACCAACAGCAACCAAACAUGCAACAACAACAACAACAGCAGCCGGGGCUUCAGCAACAACAGGCACAACAGCAGCAAGUUGGCAUGACUCCGCAGCAAACGCUACAGCAGCUACAGAACAGCAACAUGGGCGGAAUGCAGAUGGGUGGCCAAAUGAACCCGAUGGCCCAGCAGCACCUGCAGCAACAGUACUCGCAACAGAACGCCGGUCAAAUGGUGGGUCAGCCGAACAUCGGUGGAAUGCAGCCGGGCAUGGUGGGAGGAGGUUUAGGUCCAGGAAUGGGUGGUGGAAUGCUCAACCCGCAGCAGCAACAGCAGCAACAGCAGCAGCAGCAACAGCAAGCACAGCAACAACCUCAACAACCUCAGCAGCAACAGCAAACUCAGGUUCAGCAACAACAACAGCAGCAGCAGCAAUCGCAACCGAACCCAAACAUGGGAUUUGUCGGCAACGUGAACACGAUGGCACAGAUGGCCCAACAACAGCAAGGAACGAACCAGCAAUGGGGUGGAUACAAUUCUCUGCAGCAACAGCAACAUCAGCAGCAACAGCAGCAGCAACAGGCUGCACAGCAGCAACAACAAGCGCAGCAACAGCCUCAACAACAGCAACAGCAGCAGCAACCCCAGCAACAGGCUGCGCAGCAACAGGCUCAGCAGGCACCGUUGCAGGCGCAACCGGGACAGGGACCUCAGCAGGGACCACAAGCUGGCCCGCAACAACAACAACAACAGCAGGUACAAAUGCAGCAGCAACAACAGCAGAUGUUCUACCCUGGAAUGGGUCAGGCAGCAAUGAAUCGUUUCGAUCGACCACAGCUGAACAGCUCCAAGCAAGCGCUGACGCAAAUGCUUUCAAAGCGUUCAAUGAAUCCGGGACACCCGGGGAACUUUAUGACGCAGCCGCAACCGCAGCGUAAUCCCCAGCCACAGUUUAUGCGUGGUCCGCUGCGGCCAGGCCUUCCUGGUAAUCCCGGAAUCGGGGGUAACCAGGUCGGUAUGGGUCCGAUGAAUCCGGCGAUGGCUGGUGGAAGUGCGGGUAUUGGAGCGGGUGCCGGUGGCCCGGUGAUGGGCGGACAGGCGAUGAACGCUGGUGGAAUGAUCGGAGCGCAACAGGGCGGUCAGGUGCAGGCGGGCGGCGCCGGUAUUAUGAACCAGAACGCGGCAGCCAUGAUGGGCUCGGCGGGCGGUUCGCUGAUGGGACAAUCCGGUGGCAGCAUGAUACAGGGGGGCAUGCUCAAUCCGCAGCAAAAUCCGGCCAUGGUUGGCCAGGGUAUGGGAGCGGGCGGCGGUAUCGGAGCUGGCAGCGGAAUGGGAGGUGGAACGGGAGGAAUGGGUGGUGCUGGUGGUGCGAUGAACAGCGGAGGAGGCAUGGUGGCGGCUGGUGGUAUGGUCAACGCAGCAAUGGGUAACACCGGAAUAGGCACGUCAGCGAUGGGUGGUGGCCAGGGGGGCAUGGGUGGUAACAGUGGAAUGGGCAACGCAGGCGGCAUGGGAAAUCCGGCGAUGAAUAAUCCGGGCAUGGGCAUGCAGAAUAUGCAGCAGGCCGGUGGUAACAUGCAGGGCGCCAUGUUCCAGGGACAGAACGUGCCGUACCAGAACGUUAACCAAAACUAUCCCAGCUACGGAAAUCAAGGCAUGGGCCAGCAGGGUGGUCAGGGAGGCGCGAUGAUGGGCAACUUCAACCAGAUGGCCCAACAGCAGCGUAACACACAAGCCGAGUUCUUGGCACAACAGCGGGCUGCAAUGGCUGCCGGUCGGGGCCAGUAUGGACAGCACGCACCCAAUGUGACGAUGGGCAACAUGGGCGUUAAUCAGGGUGCGGUUCCACCUUACCCGCGCCAGGGUGGAAAACCGGGUGUCGGAGGAAACAUCCCGCAGACUCAGCAACAAUUCCAGCAGCAGCGACUCCGGUUGAUGAUGCAACAGCACGCAGGAAUGGGACAAGGAGGGAACGCCCAAGGCAUGAUGCAAAACCAAGGCCAAGGUAUGAGCACGCAGCAGACGCCGAACCUGGUCGCGCAAUUGCAGCGUCAAAUGCCGAACCAGAAUAACAUGAUGGGCCAGCAGUAUCCUCAUCAACCGCCUCAGUAUUAAGUCCUGCCGCGCUCUGUCCGCUUGAAAAUGUUGCCGGAUUCGAACAUCGUCUACCGUUAGUACAUAUUUAUUACCACUGUGACUUAGAACAGAACUAUAUUUCUUUGUAUGAAAUUCACAAAUGCAAUAAAAAUAGA